Meloidogyne enterolobii is the source of this 518-nucleotide messenger RNA. Lineage: Eukaryota; Metazoa; Nematoda; Chromadorea; Rhabditida; Meloidogynidae. The record is from the annotation of a GenBank genome assembly.
UUUUCGUCUGCUGGGCUACUGGGACUAACACAAUUACGAAGACAAAGUCAAUUGUUCGGAUACGUCAUUUAUUGUUUUCUUUGAAUAAUUAUAUACCUUUAUUGUUUGUAGAUUAUCUCCGUAAGUGUGAUUGGUCCUGUUUACUAAAUCUGUUUGAAAUUAUGGGUAAAAUAAUGGGUAUUGUAUGGGUAUUUUAUUUCCGGAGCCCUCCAUGUUGUGUUUAAGCCUUGGUCCAUAAAAAAUUACAAAUCAUUAAAACCCUAAUAGGUAAUGUUUAAUUUCCUUUAUUUUUUAUUUUUUAAGAAAUUAAAAAAAUGUUCAUCAAUAAACUUCAAUUAAUUUUUGUUAUUAUUUUCUUCACUUUCCUUUGCUGCUACGAAAUAGAUGCAUGUAUACAAGAAUAUGGCAAAAAUGGUUAUACUCAUAAAUGCGAUCCUACUAGGAAGGCAACUAAUUGUUGUGCAGGCUUAAAAUGCACUGCAGCCACUGGUUGGAAGUGUGUUAAAACAAGUGGUUGA